Messenger RNA from Penicillium paradoxum, 378 nucleotides. Its product is annotated as MICOS complex subunit Mic12 family protein. NCBI's taxonomy places the organism in Eukaryota, Fungi, Ascomycota, Eurotiomycetes, Eurotiales, Aspergillaceae. The record is from RefSeq and is a predicted model, not a curated record. The transcript is spliced from 2 exons. Bases 1 to 378 code for a protein of 125 amino acids. Gene Ontology annotation, cellular component: mitochondrial crista junction; MICOS complex. Gene Ontology annotation, biological process: cristae formation.
AUGGGUUUCUUGACGGGCUUUCUUGGCGGCUUUGCCCUCACCUCCUCCGCCCUCUACAUUACCAUCCAAGUCCACCGCUCAACACGCAUAUCGCAACGCAAAGCCAUCCACGAAGAAGUCGCGCAAAUAGAUUGGCUGACCUCCUCUGCUGGUGCUUAUGAUCGACGUUUCCUGCCAGAAGAUAUACCGCGAUGGCGGCGCGAAGAAUUACAGGCACAGAAUCGAGCUGAGCCAACUAUGAAAGAGAUUCUCAAGCAUAAAUGGAAUAAAGAAGUUGAAAUCUUGACAAGGAAGGCUUACGAAGUGACGUGGGAGGAUAUGAGGAAUACUGCUGCAGGUGGUUGGAAAACCAUUGUGCAAGUAGUGAAGCGGGAAUGA